This is a messenger RNA of Cladophialophora bantiana CBS 173.52, 1788 nucleotides long. RefSeq lists its product as uncharacterized. The transcript has a single exon. Gene Ontology annotation, molecular function: transmembrane transporter activity. NCBI's taxonomy places the organism in Eukaryota, Fungi, Ascomycota, Eurotiomycetes, Chaetothyriales, Herpotrichiellaceae. Gene Ontology annotation, cellular component: membrane. Bases 1 to 1788 code for a protein of 595 amino acids. Gene Ontology annotation, biological process: transmembrane transport. The record is from RefSeq and is a predicted model, not a curated record.
AUGGCUGACAACAAGAUCUCUUCCGUCAACGAGGAGCAUGCAGAAUCAAUUGGUGAGGUGAAGAAGGGCGUGAUUGAUUCCAUGUUGAUCGACACCGAGCGCUCUCCGGAAGCUCGUGGUCGGUUGGUCGACGACGUGCCCCGAAGUUACUGGGUCAGUGGGCGAUUCUUGGGUAGUUACGUCGCCGUGAUCCUGGCCAGCAAUGCUGGCAUUGGCGGCUUCAGCCUUGCAGCACCGGUCCUUAGUGCAGUUAACAACGAGCUGGGCCCUAGCCCAAAUAUCAGCUGGAUCGGAUUGAGCUGGUUGUUGUGUCAGGGCAUCGGCGCCCUCAUCGUCGGCCGGCUCUCUGACAUCUUCGGUCGCCGCUGGAUGUUCAUCACGGGCUCCAUCAUCGGUCUCAUCGGUAGCAUCUUUGCGAGUCAGUGCCAGACCGUCGAACAGCUCAUCGGGGCCACAACUAUCUUGGGCAUCGGUGGCGGUAUCCAAGUCAAUUUCUGGUGGGUGACUAGCGAGAUCGUACCCAUGAAGUACAGAUACGUCGCAGUGGCAGGUUGUUUCGCGCUGGCACCGUACAGCCACUUGGGAUCGAAGAUCGCAUACUCCCUUCUCACUCAAACCAGCCCCGGCUGGAGGUCGAUCUAUUACCUGCUCAUCGCCACGAAUGCUGCGUCGGUCGCGGCCUGGUAUUCAUUCUAUCAUCCACCUACCUUCAAAAUGCUUCAUCGUCACAGGGCCGCUAAAGACUUGCUCACCACCUUCGACUGGCUUGGUCUCGUUCUCUACAUCGGAUCCACCAUUACCUUCCUCAUGGGACUUCAAUGGGGAGGCGCUUUGCAUCCCUGGAAGAGUGCCCAUGUGAUUGGAGCCAUGCUGGCUGGGGCAGCGGGACUCGCAAUCUUCAUCGGCUGGGAGAUCUACCUGCCCAGGAAGUCUCAGAACAUCAUCCCGUUCGUGACGCUGUACUACCUCCGGAACUUCAAUUGGCUGUGUAGCACGAUUUUGUCCGGCGUUGGCGGUUCCGCGUACUACGGCUUUAGCACCAUCUGGCCCUCUGCCGUAAGUACCAUCUACUCAGUCCCCAGCCAUUCCCAAUACAGCACUCUCCUCUGCCUGGUCACUAUGUCCUACACUUACGGACAGGCCACCGCCACGCUUGCCACCCACUGGACCGGACCAAAACCCCUGCUCAUCACUUGCAUGGUGAUCUCCGGGCCCAUCCUGGCAGCGGUUGCUUACAAUCCUCUCAACAUGAGCCUCACUAUGGGCUUGAUCACCGUAGGGUGCAUCUUCAUCGGGGGAAUGGAAGGCAUCGCCCUGGUCACCACCACGUUCCCCCUCCGGACCCAGGAAGAGAUCGGCUCCGCCGGUGGUCUCAGCGGCACCAUCCGCCUGUUCUUCUCCUGCGUCUCCCUGGCCAUCUACGGCACCACUUUGACCAACCGCCUGGCCACGACAAUCCCCGCGAACAUCCUCCCGGCCAUGGCAGACGCCGGGCUCCCGUCGUCCUCUAUCCCCGCUCUGCUUUCAGGCCUGUCGGGCGCGACCGCUCUUAACGAAACUACGGUGGCGGGAUUGAAUCCGCAUAUCCUAUCCAUCGCGCAGACCGCCUACAGGGUCGCCAAUGCUCAGGCCUACCGGACCGUCUUCCUCGUCUCACUCGCGUUCACGGGGCCCGGCAUGAUCCUCGUCUGGUUCACGUCGCAGAACGACCGGGCCAAGGAGGACUUGAUCGCCGGCCAUUUACACAAGCGUGGGGAAGAGAGGACCUUGGAGACUCAGGCGGACUGA